CAUUGUGUUCGGGACCGCAAUUGAUAAGCGGCUCAGUGACGUAAUCGUUGUAAUCGCACCAGCCGCGGGCUCGACGACGACACGACCACUCUGCUCCACUGUAUAGUCGCUCGCUAUGCGUAUCAACGAAAUUCCUAGUCACAAUAUGGCACGAUGACGAAGGUGCAGAUGUACUGAUGUCACAAUUCACGAUUGUUUUGCUUGAUAUUAUUAUUUUGAAAUGUUUUUCCCGAGAGCGGCGUCCUAGUGCGGUGUAAGGUUUUAGUUGCGGUUGGUGUUGUAGACUUGUAGUGUUGUCGUACUGUCGUAGUCGUAGCCAGGUAGGUGCGUAAGUAGUUCUCGUCCUUUUCCAGUUCGCGGUUGUGAAAACUCGUAAUUUCCUCGCGACUGACUACCUUCGAUUCACCACGAACGAUUUAUCGUCCGUUUUCUUCCGUUUUUCUGAUAGUCCCGCCGGCGCCUCAGUCGCGUUUCCGUUCUUGUCCCACCUGAUGUGCUUGCAAUGAACGGGAUGACGUUCAGCGAGUUGAUGUACCUGUUCUGUUGCCCACCCCUGCCAUCCCGCAUCGCCGCCAAGCUGGCGUUCCUUCCGCCGCCAAUUACGUACGACUUCACGCCGGUCGACAGUGGUGAGACCAAGUACCACAUAAAGUUCAACGACAAGGCCGAGUGGCAGUACACCGACAGCGACGUGCAGAACAUCGAGGGAUUCUACGCUCGCACGUCCCGUGGAAAUCGCAUAGCGUGCAUAUUCGUGCGAUGCUGUCCUAACGCCCGUUACACCAUAUUGUUUUCGCACGGAAACGCCGUCGACCUGGGCCAGAUGAGCAGCUUCUACCUAGGACUGGGUAUGAGAAUCAACUGCAACAUAUUCAGCUACGACUAUUCCGGCUACGGCAUCAGCAAGGGCAAGCCGACUGAGAGGGACCUGUAUGCGGACAUUGACGCUGCUUGGCAAACAUUAAGGACCACCUACGGCAUCAGUCCCGAAAACAUCAUACUCUACGGCCAAAGCAUUGGCACCGUGCCUACUGUCGACUUGGCGUCCAGAUAUGAAGUGGGAGCUGUAGUCCUUCAUUCGCCUUUAACGUCCGGCAUAAAAGUAGCGUUUCCUAGGUCCAAAAGGAAAUGGUUCUUUGAUGUGUUUACCAGUAUCGAUAAGGUAUCAGAAGUUAACUCUCCAGUACUCGUCAUACAUGGAACACACGACGAAGUAAUUGAUUUUUCACACGGUGUCGCUAUUUAUGAAAAAUGUCCUAAAGCAGUUCCACCACUAUGGGUUGAGGGUGCUGGACACAAUGAUGUAGAAUUGCAUAAUGUUUAUUUGGAAAGACUUAAACAAUUUGUUACUACUGAACUGCUCAACUGACAUUUAAUUGAAAAUAAAGAUGCAGAUACAUCAAAUGGACAAUCGCCCAGUAUGGUAACUAAUGGCUCAGCGACUGAGAAAUUACUUUGGUAAUUUUUUAUUAUUAUAUCUAAUAAUACUAUAUAUUAGUGUAUAAUUUGUAUAAUAUUUAUCAUAUAAAAUAUUAAUCGUUCAUACUAUUUUAUCAUCCAUUACAAUUCAUGUACAAUAUAUUUUUUUUUUUUGUUAAUCAUUCGCUUAAUCGUUAUUUAUUAAGUCAUGACUAUAUAACACUAUUCCUAAACAAGUAUUUUGAAGUUUAAACAAUUUAUUUAAUAUUUAUAUAUUUUAUGAUUUGUGUAUUA
Molecule: messenger RNA, 1713 nt
Organism: Diuraphis noxia (Russian wheat aphid)
Lineage: Eukaryota; Metazoa; Arthropoda; Insecta; Hemiptera; Aphididae
Product: alpha/beta hydrolase domain-containing protein 17C
Biological process (GO): protein depalmitoylation
Cellular component (GO): plasma membrane; endosome membrane
Molecular function (GO): palmitoyl-(protein) hydrolase activity
Source: RefSeq, a predicted model, not a curated record